Molecule: messenger RNA, 642 nt
Organism: Cryptomeria japonica (Japanese cedar)
Lineage: Eukaryota; Viridiplantae; Streptophyta; Pinopsida; Cupressales; Cupressaceae
Exons: 1
Coding region: 1-642 (213 amino acids)
Source: RefSeq, a predicted model, not a curated record
AUGAAGCUCAUGAAUAGUAUUUUUAGAGAAUACCUGGAUGAUUUUGUUCUUAUCUUCAUUGAUGACAUUUUGAUCUAUUCUAAGAAUGAAGAAGAAAAUAUGGAGCACUUAAGGAUAGUCUUGCAGUGGUUGAGAGAUCGCAAGCUUAAUGGGAAAUUUUUUAAGUGUACUUUCUUUCAAGAAAAGGUGCAUUACUUAGGUCAUGUUAUAACUGGUGAAGGAAUUUCAGUUGAUCCUACAAAGAUAGAAGCAAUAGUGGAUUGGCCAACACCUCAGAAUGUUUCAGAGGUUCGAAGUUCUAUGGGACUUGUAGGAUAUUAUAGGAAGUAUGUGGAAGGAUUUUUGAGGAUAGCAGCACCUAUUACUUCACUUCAAAAGAAGGAAAAAAGGUUUGAGUGGACUAAGAAGUGUGAAGAGUCAUUUCAGCUCUUGAAGCAAAAAUUGACAACAACACUAGUCUUGACUAUACCAGAUCCCAAUGGACACUUUAUAGUGAUUACAGAUUCCUUAGGUGAAGGUGUGGGAGCACUUUUAAUGCAAGAGGGAAAGGUGGUUGCAUUUGAAUCAAGAAAGCUGAAGCAAUGUGAAUUUGAUUAUACACCACAUAACUUAGAGCUUCUAGCUAUUGUUCAUGCAUUAUAA